Mus musculus (house mouse) is the source of this 1001-nucleotide messenger RNA. Its product is annotated as predicted gene, 46915. The transcript is spliced from 2 exons. The coding region runs from base 2 to 877 and encodes 291 amino acids. Lineage: Eukaryota; Metazoa; Chordata; Mammalia; Rodentia; Muridae. The record is from RefSeq and is a predicted model, not a curated record.
GAUGUUCUUCACAGGUGCAGCUCAGGUGCAGAGAUACUCUUCACAGGUGCAGCUCAGGCUCAAAGAUACUCUUCACAGGUGCAGCUCAGGUGCAGAGAUACUCUUCACAGGUGCAGCUCAGGCACAGAGAUACUCUUCACAUGUGCAGCUCAGGCGCAGAGAUACUCUUCACAGGUGCAGCUCAGGCACAGAGAUACUCUUCACAGGUGCAGCUCAGGCUCAGAGAUACUCUUCACAGGUGCAGCUCAGACUCAGAGAUACUCUUCACAGGUGCAGCUCAGGCACAGAGAUACUCUUCACAGGUGCAGGUCAGGUGCAGAGAUACUCUUCACAGGUGCAGCUCAGGCGCAGAGAUACUCUUCACAGGUGCAGCUCAGGCGCAGAGAUACUCUUCACAGGUGCAGCUCAGGUGCAGAGAUACUCUUCACAGGUGCAGCUCAGGUGUAGAGAUACUCUUCACAGGUGCAGCUCAGGCACAGAGAUACUCUUCACAGGUGCAGCUCAGGCACAGAGAUACUCUUCACAGGUGCAGCUCAGACUCAGAGAUACUCUUCACAGGUGCAGCUCAGGCACAGAGAUACUCUUCACAGGUGCAGCUCAGACUCAGAGAUACUCUUCACAGGUGCAGCUCAGGCUCAGAGAUACUCUUCACAGGUGCAGGUCAGGUGCAGAGAUACUCUUCACAGGUGCAGCUCAGGCUCAGAGAUACUCUUCACAAGUGCAGCUCAGGCUCAGAGAUACUCUUCACAGGUGCAGCUCAGACUCAGAGAUACUCUUCACAGGUGCAGCUCAGGUCUCACUCAGAUUUGAUGUGCUUCAGGGGGAAUGUGCUCUUAGGAAUUUGGUAAGUCUCAUAUGGGAUCAAUUUUGUUUGUAAAUUCAUUAUGCAUAGAACUUUAUUACACACAUUUAUCAUAAAACUGCUGACCUGAAAUAAUCCAUUCUUUAGUUUUAGCUUUUGAGAUGGCGCCUUUAUCUUUAAAAAUUUUAUAAACUUUAUU